AUGCAUGUGGUUACCACACGAAACCACUGUUUGGUGAUUGCACGUGUGGUGUUUUGCAGGUGCUAUCGCCAUAUCAAACCUCAGAACAAGUCUGCGACGUGUUCUGAAGAGGUCUUGAAACUUUGGAAGAUUCCUGAAGGUACCAAACUGAAGGAGCUUCUUGCGAAGGAGGGUGGCAUGAAGCAGGUCGAGAUGAGGAGCAUGAUCGAGAAUGCCUGGACGUGGGCACAAAACCGCAACAAGUUGCGGAAGAACGAGAUACAUGGGGAAGAAGAAGCCAAACUUAUCCUGGAUGAGACCUUUGGUGCUAUUCUGGAGACCAGCUCUGAAGACACAGACCUGGCAGACGAAUUUCUCAUUGGAUUUGAGGAGGGGGAGAACUGGUAUGAUGUGAAAGGGGCCCUCAAACGUGUGCGCGUUCGUGAUCCGGAGAUGGCCAGUCCGUUCAAAGAUGACUGGCGAAGCCCUUUGAGGGACUUGCCUACAGGAGAUAGUGCCCAGUACAUCAGAAUAGAUCCUGCCCAUACCUAUGCCAUCGAUGGCAUAGGGAAAUCCUUUCUAGCUUCUGGCAUCAUGAUUCUUUGCCACGCGGGUUGGUUUGGACAUGGAAGCAUGGACAUGAAACUAUCUCGUGCGUAUGCUCGCUUCAUAUCAUAUUGUGAAGCAUACGGAAAGACCACCAGCAUCACCGAUUUCAGCUACAAGACCUUCAAACUGCCCCAGAACUCGUUCAACAACUAUCCUCAAGGUUUGGGCAAAGGAUUUGACUCUGGUGUCGUCGGCGCCUGGUUGGAUGCAGAGCUCCACCAAAUCCAGCCGGCCUCGAUUGAUGGUCCCAUGAGAGAAGUUGUGGAAGUUUUGGUGUGGGCCAGCCACGCCUGUGACCGGUAUUGGCGAACAAUAUAUCGUGAAGGAGUUUGGCUAAACCGCUCUGUUGCUCAACAGGUGGUUCAAGACGGAUGGAGGUUCACCGAUGGAUACAUGACAUUGGCUUCCUUGACAAGCAAACUCUCUCUUCGCCUAUUCAAGGUUAGACCAAAACUCCACAUGAUGUGCCAUCUCCAGUUGGACAUGGAAGAUAUGCUAGCAACCGGACCCGAGUACAUACUCAACAUGUCUGUCCACAUGUGUUGGGCAGACGAAGAUUUUGUGGGACGCUGUUCUCGCAUUUCCCGGCGGACACAUGUCCUGACUGCCUCGACGAGAUGUAUAGAUCGGGCGCUGGGCAAGUACCGGCGUGAGUGGGCCUACCACUUUGGCGCUGGCUAUUUGUAA
Molecule: messenger RNA, 1275 nt
Organism: Durusdinium trenchii
Lineage: Eukaryota; Dinophyceae; Suessiales; Symbiodiniaceae
Source: the annotation of a GenBank genome assembly